This is a messenger RNA of Bombus pyrosoma, 4744 nucleotides long. RefSeq names its product inositol-pentakisphosphate 2-kinase (gene Ipk1). The transcript has 11 exons. Gene Ontology annotation, molecular function: ATP binding; inositol-1,3,4,5,6-pentakisphosphate 2-kinase activity. The record is from RefSeq and is a predicted model, not a curated record. Lineage: Eukaryota; Metazoa; Arthropoda; Insecta; Hymenoptera; Apidae. Gene Ontology annotation, biological process: inositol phosphate biosynthetic process. Gene Ontology annotation, cellular component: nucleus. Bases 1017 to 2816 code for a protein of 599 amino acids.
UAUACGUCGAGUUGUAAUCGCGGUCGCCAUGCCAUGCGGUUGUUCCGUGAUUGACAUUUUCGUUCCUGAAUAUGUCGUUGAAAAAGUGUUUGUGAAAUUAUUAUCUUUGUUUCAAAAAGAAAAAUUUACGGAGUGAUAGUGUCGAAAAAGUGAGUGCAUAAUUACUAUGAAGCGACAAGUGACUUUCUUUUGAGAAUUAAAAUCUCGAAUCUUCACCCUGUCGGUUAUAUUGUUAGAGGUUGGAUACAGCAGUUACAAUUUGAAUUUGACUACAUAUUCAACAUAUAAACAGAAAAAGCAGUUCGCGUUUUGAAAAGAUGAUGUUCUAUGUUUGGUUGGUGGAGCAACGAAGAAAAACUGAUCUCAAUGAGAAUGUCAGUGAGUGAAUUCAGUGAUAUUUUCACGAUCGCUGGUAUAUACAAGUAGUACUGGUUCCUGGUGCGUCAUGGAACGGUGGUCACGAGGUUGGCCAGAGUCAGAAUAUGGGAAGGAAGCAGUAAGAUAUACUUGGCGGAGGCUGAGCACCGCUUCCGAUCUACCGCAAGGAUCAGAAAGGAGGGGAAGAAAAAAAGUAGAACGAAGAGUUUUCUUCGAGUGGAGGGAGGUUCCACCUAACAUUGGUAAUAAUGAAUCGGAAACUAGUUGCUUCGUAGAAGAAGGUUGGAAAAUUGACCUCCCUAAAUGAAUCGAUAAUCUCUUAGUCACACCGCGAAGUAGUCGAGCGAAAUUGGUCCAUUAUUGUGUGUCGGUUUACGAGGUGUAUCCAGAAACUCGAGAAAGGAAGGAAGAGACGAUACUGAAGAGGCAAAACUGGCAGAAGAUGAAGAACAAAUACGAGGAGAAGAAGAAGGGAUACGAGUAUGGAGUCAGACUCUUACCAACCGCAAGAAAACUGUCCUUCCUGGCAUGAUCUUCUUCGAUACAAACCUGUCGGCAGCUUGUCAGCGCAGCGUGCAGGAUAUCGUAUGCGACGCGUUUGUAUUCUGGCCAGAUAAAAAAGGGAUAAAGAUAAGACGAUGACAAUCAACGAAGGAAAUCCUGUGCCGACCGCAACCUUUUCUUCAGAAUCGAUGACCACUUCCACCGGAAGCUUGGAUGAUGAUUCCACAACGACGUCACAACUUUCACCUUUUUCAUCAACGUCCUUUAUCGAAGAUUGUGUUUACAGAGGCGAGGGCAAUGCGAAUAUCGUAGUUGCACUUCCACAAGAACAGAAAGUAAUUCGAUUUCGGAAAUCGCUGCCAGAUGGUGUUUCACCGGAUGGCGGCAAACAACGAACCGAACGACAAGUGGAAUUCGUGAGGUUUGUGGCUUUCUGUUUUUUGGGCCCGUACACGCAAGUCCCUGAGAUUCUUCGUUACGAUGCGAAAGACAUUGCUAAACUUUCAGAAGCUAUUCGACCUCUACGAUCAGAUAAACGACGUAAUAAGGAAAUCAUGGACAUAUAUGCCACAACAUUUCCGGAUUACACGUUUCUUCCAAUAAAAUUCGAUACUAAUCUCUUUCCAACUAACAGAACAUUUUGUGUUGAAAUUAAACCAAAACAGGGCUAUCUGCAAGAUAUUGAUCGGAAAUUUCAAAAAUGUCCUUACUGUCUGACACAAUAUUAUAAGUUAAGGAACAAGAUGAUUACAUGCCGUAGCACUUAUUGUCCGUUUGAUCUCUUCUCGGGAGUGGAAACUCGUAUGAAAUCGGCACUAAAAGCACUACUAACAUCACCACAGAAUAAUCUCAAGAUUUUUAAGGAUGGCGUUAUAGUUUAUGACCAAGAAUCAACUUGCAGUGAUCUUGAAUGUGUCUUGACGGAAUGGUUUCACAAUUCUAUUAAUUUUACAAAUAUAGAAUACAUUGAUCACUUUUGUAAUUUAAUUUGCACUGCUCUUUUACGUCCGUUUAUUUCGGAAGAAUUUAAGUGUAAUAUAUUUCCUGCGCAUGAUUUGCGCACAUCUGUUAUCGAACAAGAUUCGAAGACGUCCUCAUACAUUAAUCCGGAUCUGAUAGCAAGAGCUAAGAAAUAUUUGUAUUUUACUGGAGAAACGUGCAACUUAAAGGGGGAAAUAUUGCCAAAUAAUUCGGUACUAGAACGAAUACUUCAUAUGCAGCGGCUAUCUUUUAUUAGCUCAGAAUAUGUUUAUAAUACGUAUUCAAAGUUUCGUUCAUGGCUAACUGAUGAUAUUAUAUAUUCUAAUUUAAUAAACAUGUUCAAACUUGAUGAUCGAAUACCUUAUCCCAAACAAAAAAAAACUACUAUAGGCAUUCCUGAAACAUUAAGAGACACUUAUAUACAAACAUAUGCCAAAGAUACUUCGAUUUCAAAAAAAUCCAAGCUUGACCACGACGAUUAUUGUGGCAACAAACGUAUUAAUAAGCCUAGUGAAAAUAUCCUUAUAUCGAAACCAAUCUUAAUACCAAUUGAAAAACAUAAUUUAUGGUGCAAUAAAUUUAGCGUAUUAAGUAACGGAGAUAAAGUACACUGUAACGAAAAAGAAACAUAUUUUUAUGUAAAUACUGAAAGUAUACUAUGCCUGCAGAACUAUCUCUUAUUUUCAUGUGCUAGAGAUUGUUCGAUAUUGAUGUCAUUUCGAGAAAUAAAUCCGAAUACAGUAUCGCCUACUCUCGAUAAAAAUAUAGUACAACUUCCAGAUGGACUCAGCUUUGUUUGUAACAUCAGGAUAUGUGACAUAGAUCCGAAAAGUCUACAUUGCAUUGAAAAACAUCGGCAACGGGACAUUGAUGUUUUAAAUUCAGUAAUAUCCUUUCUAGAAGAAGAAUUUAUAAUUAAACACCAAAAGUCGUUUGAAAAACGAUUACCGUAAUAGUAAUCUUCAACAAUAAGUAAGACCUUACUGUGUAACGUUCCUGUAUCUCAUAUCUUUUAAAAAUAUAGAUGUUAUACAUAUAUGUAUAUUUUACGUAUCUCUAUGGUGUAUGUAGUAUUUAUAAAUAUAGAGAACAUAUGUAUAACAGAUAUGUUUGUAGAACAUGUAUAAUACAAAAAUUAUAAUAUUAUUAUGUUACAGUUAUAUUGUAAAGUAUUCACAAUUAAUAAUGCAAAUUCACAAUUGUUUAUUAAAAUAUAUACUUCAUAUAUUCAUAUAUUCAUCUAACAUAAUCAGUAGUUUAGUUAGUUUAACAAAAGUGUUUCAAACAGAAACUCAUCAAUAACAGAUGAAGAAUUUGCGGAUGUAAAAGAGCUUCCAAGAAGUUUCAUUUUUCCAUUAACACACAUACAGAGGGGGGGGGGGUGUCUUUAUAUUUCUAUUAAAUAAUACCAUAUAUCUUUCCUGUCAUAUUCUUAAACACAUUAUGUUAAAAGACGAAAUCAGUGAUGCAAUAACACGUAUCAUUUUAAUUAUCUGAUCCUAAUAACUUAAUUUGUUCCUAAAUUAGUACCUACACUUUCAUCGUCAAUACAUAUUGAUGUUCCUAAACAAAUGAAUGAAUUGGCGAUGAAGUUGUAAAUUACAUUUUAUACAAACAAAUAAAUUAUAUUAUUAUAUGUAAUUAAAAAUCAAUUCAUACUAAAAAUAAGAAACAGAUUAUAUUGUUAUAGUAUCAGCUAUUUAUUUAAAUGAUAUAAUUUUCAUUAAUUUAUUUAAAAUGAUAUAUGUUUACAUAUUUAACAACGUUAUUAAAGUCGUCCUUUUUGGUAACUAAAGAAUAUGGUCAAAAAAUACAUAUAUGGUAUCAUUUGAAAAAUAAAGAAACUGAAAAUGAAAAUGAAAAUGAAAAUGAAAAUGAAAAUGAAAAAUUUACACUUUUAAAUUUUGAUACCAUUGAACUUUUGUUUGAAACAUUCAUUUGUUCGAUUGCCGGAAUCAGCACAAAAAUCGUAAUUCAUGUACCACUCCGUAUAAAAAAAUAAUUAUACUAUUAUUUCAUCAAUAUAAUGAUCACUAGAUAAUCUCGGUACUAUUUUUGUUUCAAAUUUUAAAUAUUAAUAUUUGCAUUCAGUCAAAUCAUUAUUUUAUUUAAAAAUUUGGAGAUAUUUAUAUAGUAUCUAGUUAUUAUUAAAUUAAGAUUUGUAUUUCUUAUGAUAAUAAUAUCGAGUUUAAUUAAAAGUAAUCUAAUGAUAAAUUAUUGUUCAUGGAUAACCAUUAGAUUAUUAAAUUUAAUUACCAUUUUGUGCAAAACAACAUAAAACAUACUCUAGGAAGUAAGUAGAAAUGAUAUAUAAAAUAUACAAUAGGAUAUUUACAUAGAUGUCAAAAGUAAAGUUACACAUUUUUUAUAUUGCUCAUUUAUGAUACAUUAUUUGAAAAAAAAAACUGACAAUAUUGUAUUUUAUUUAUCUAAAUGAGCACAUAAAUUGUUUGAAAAGUUUUCAUAUACAUAUAUAGAAAUGUAGCUAUUAAGGUUGGAUUUUAGAUUUAAUAUGCAAUCUGCAAUCUUAAUCAGAUUGUAUUUCAGAUUAAUAUUUAACAAAAUAAAAUGAAAGCAUGUACAUUACGUGAAAAUAUUUGUAACUGUUUACUUAAUAUAAAUUACGUGAAUGCAUAGACAUCACAUUAAAUUUAUAAUGUACUGUAUAUCACAUCAUGUUUUAUUACUAACCUAUAUGCGAGUACAUAAAUAUUUAAUGAAAUAAAAAUGAUUUACAUUGUGUACUAUUAUUAUUAAUAACCAGUAUUAAAUUGAAAGCUAAAGGUUUUAUAUAGUACAUUUUAAAUUAUUUGUAAAUACCAAUUUCCAUUAAAACAUAUAUCGAUAUAUGUUAAUAAGUAAUAAAUGCUUUAAUCGAAAA